AUGGAGCUCAAAACGAUUCUGAUCCUUACCGCGAUCUACAUUGCCGUCCGCAUAUUCCUCAAGACCCGAAACUCUUCAGCACCCAUCAUGUCUCACGGAAAGGUUACCGAGGUUGACAAUGUCGUCAUCUUCAAGGCUCUCACCUCCUCCGGACCUGUCGUCGUCGACUUCUUCGCUACGUGGUGUGGACCCUGCAAGGCUGUUGCCCCCGUCGUCGGCAAACUCAGCGAACAAUACCAGAACGUUCGCUUUAUCCAGGUGGACGUUGACAAGCUGCAGUCCGUCGCGAAGGAGCUCAGCGUGAAUGCCAUGCCCACCUUUGUGGUGUUCAAGGAUGGCAAGGAGGUUGACCGUGUUGUUGGUGGAGAUAUGAAGAAGCUCGAGGCCCAGAUCAAGGCAAUCACUGCAUAG
Messenger RNA from Penicillium nucicola, 411 nucleotides. RefSeq names its product thioredoxin family protein. Lineage: Eukaryota; Fungi; Ascomycota; Eurotiomycetes; Eurotiales; Aspergillaceae. The coding region runs from base 1 to 411 and encodes 136 amino acids. The record is from RefSeq and is a predicted model, not a curated record. Gene Ontology annotation, molecular function: protein-disulfide reductase activity. The transcript is spliced from 3 exons.